Symbiodinium sp. CCMP2456 is the source of this 420-nucleotide messenger RNA. NCBI's taxonomy places the organism in Eukaryota, Dinophyceae, Suessiales, Symbiodiniaceae. The record is from the annotation of a GenBank genome assembly.
AUGCUUUCCGCCAAAACCGAAUACGCCUGUCUUGCUCUGGUGCGGCUCGCGGCUGAGCACGCUUCGGGACAGCCCGUGCAAGGGCGCAGGCUGGCGGCCGAGGAGGGGAUCCCCGAGGGGUUCCUCGUUCAGAUCUUGCAAGAGCUGAAGCGGUUGGGGCUGGUCGUGAGCACACGAGGGGCCUGCGGCGGGUACCGGCUGGCGCGCGACCCCGACGAGCUGUCGCUCGGCGAAGUGCUCGACCUUGUUGACGGUCCGCCCUCGGGAGCGGGCUGCGUAGCGAAGCCCUCGCCGCUCGGCGAGGCGGUCGCCGAAGCGUUGAUCGAGUCGGCCUCCGCCGAACGCCAGCGCCUGCGUGGCGUGACGCUCGCCGAUGUCGCCGCCCAGGCGACAGCGCCGGGUGGGAUGUACUACAUCUAG